UGGGGCGGAGUUUAGGACCCAGCGCUCGGGUAGUACAAUAGAGCUGUUGUGCCGUGGUGAGAGGGUGAUUUCUGCUUUUGGGAUAUUGACAGUGGGACAAGAAAGAAAAAAUAAAGGAAAAAAACGAGUAUUUGCCGCACUUCUGGAUUGCUGACUUGAAUACAGCCUUGCGGAGUCUAUCGCCGUGUGCGAUCGUCCCGAAACACUGGAUUUUUGGAUGUGAGGCAUGAGCGAGAGGCAGAAGCACAGCAGAGGAAAACAGUAGCAUGCUCUUUGAAUUUAUGGAUACGUCAGGAUGAAACGACUCAGGACUUCAAGCAGCAGUGACAGUUCAGACAAUGAGAGUCCCUCGACGUCCUUUUCCUCUAACAAGUAUGGAAGCAAACCGGGCACCCCCGCCUCUGCGCAGAAGAAACCAGCAGAGGUGUUCAGAAAAGACUUGAUCAGUGCCAUGAAGCUGCCGGACUCUCACCAUAUUUCUCCAGAGGAUUAUUACCUGUUGGCGGACACAUGGAAGCAGGAAUGGGAAAAAGGAGUCCAAGUACUCGCCAGUCCAGACACUAUCCCUCAGCCCUCCGUGAGGAUAAUAGCAGAGAAGCCAAAGGAGGUCCUCUUCACAAAACCGAGGAAAUAUAUUCAGUGCUGGAGUCAGGACUCUACGGAGACUGGUUAUGUCAAUAUCAAGGAGCUGGCGGAGGCUAUGUGCAGAUAUGACCUAGAUGAUAUGGAUCUAUACUGGCUCCAGCAGCUUAAUGCAGAGCUUGGGACGAUGGGUGACGGGCCGGUGGAUGAGCUGACGAUGGAGCGGGUGAUGGAGGCACUGGAGAGGCAGUGCCAUGACAACAUGAACCACGCCAUCGAGACGGAGGAAGGGUUGGGAAUAGAGUACGAUGAGGACGUCAUCUGUGAUGUAUGUCGCUCACCUGACAGUGAGGAAGGGAAUGACAUGGUCUUUUGCGACAAGUGCAACAUUUGUGUGCACCAGGCCUGCUAUGGCAUUGUGAAAGUGCCUGAUGGAAACUGGCUGUGCAGAACUUGUGUGCUUGGUAUCAACCCUCAGUGCCUUCUGUGUCCCAAAAGAGGGGGCGCAAUGAAGGCCACCAGGGCGGGCACUAAAUGGGCUCAUGUAAGCUGUGCCCUCUGGAUACCGGAGGUGAGCAUUGCAUGCCCGGAGAGGAUGGAACCCAUCACCAAAGUGUCUCAUAUUCCCCCCAGUCGCUGGUCGCUCAUCUGCAGUCUCUGUAAACUCAAGACUGGAGCCUGCAUACAGUGUUCGGUUAAGAACUGCACCAUCCCUUUCCAUGUCACUUGUGCUUUUGAGCACAACCUGGAGAUGAAGACCAUCCUGGAUGAAGGUGACGAGGUCAAGUUCAAAUCCUACUGCCUGAAGCACAGCAAACCUAAAGCAGGAGAAGCGGGUUUGAGUCCGGCCCGUCAUAAACCUCCGACUGAGACUGAGAAACUGGGCUUGAGGGCGCAGAAGCUUCAGGAGCUGGAGGAGGAGUUCUACACACUCGUUCAUCCUGAGGAAGUGGCCCAAGACCUUGGAAUGCCACUCCACCUGCUGGAUUUCAUCUUUCAGUACUGGAAGAUAAAGAGGAAAAGCAACUUUAAUAAGGCCUUGCUGCCACCUAAAGAAGAUGAAGAGAACCUGCUGCAGCAGCCACAGGAGGACAGCAUCCACACACGAAUGCGCAUGUUCAUGCACCUGCGGCAGGACUUGGAGAGGGUGAGAAACUUGUGCUACAUGGUGAGUCGAAGAGAGAAGCUGAAGCUGUCCCAGAGUAAAGCACAGGAGCAGAUUUUCAAUCUACAUGUCAAGCUCAUUAACCAAGAGUUAUCUGCAGGGCUUCCAGUGUCCUCUUCUUUAGAGAACCUAUUGUUCCACCCUCCUCCCAGGAUAACCCUAAAACUCAAAAUGCCCAAAGUGUCACUUGGCAAUGGCAAAACCAGCUCCAAAUCUGGUAAUGGACCCCUGUGCCCAGAUAACAGCGGAAACGUAUAUGACACUAGCGAGGGAGGCAUCGGACAGGGCAAACCGCAGCUCCAUCUCGGACGGGUACGGAUAGAGGAGCGCGCCAACGGUCUCUUGCCCGCCUCCAUCUACAUACGGCGAGAUGGUGGGACUCCCCCAUUGGCCAUAAAGCAAUCAGGCAAACCCCUAGCGCUGCAUGCUGCCCUCCACGGUCAAUCAUCCAAUGGGAAGAGCAAGAUUGAACCAGAGAAAACCCGCCCAUUGAAAUCCAACGGCAUUAUGGACAAGCCCGUACUCCAAAGAGACACUUCCUGCCAGACGCCCACUGAGAAGGACACAUGCAACAAAAUUUCAGGGAAAGGUCAGUCAGGUGGAUUCCACAAAAGUUCUCUUGAGCACUUCAGUCGAUCUCUCAAGGAGGCCACUGUUAGUUUAGUACGAACUGAGGACCUUCGGGCCUUUGAGAAGAACGCACGGAAGACCUCUGCAUUCUCCAAACCAGUUUCCAAUGAGCAGCCUCUAGGUGGCAGCAGAGCAUGCCAGGAGAGCGACGGCUACUGCCCGGACGCAGAGCUCAGUGAUUCUGAGUCCGAGGCUAAAGGGAAGUGCCGGAAGGGAGGGAGGGGGCAAAACCAGAGAGGUCCAGCUGGGGACUAUGUCAGGUCAGCCAGCCGAGCAAAACUGUCUUUUGGCUCUAGGACAUCAGUGCAAAGGUGACAAUCUUCAAAAGCAUCUCAAACCCACUGCCACAAAUUACCGUAGUUCUUCAGCGGUAAUUGGAAGUGCCAGAUUCUGUUUUCCUCUGUUGAGGAUCAGCCGAUUGGUUUUUAGUGCAGUGUGCCAAAAUAUCCUUGCUGGCUGAUUGCAGACGUGCAGAUUGGUCUAUUUUCAGGACUGAUAUAUAUCACUGUGUCUCUCUACCCAGCCAUAGUGUUUCUGCUGCAGCUGCACUUGGACUCAGUACAUGAGAGCAUGUGUAAAGUAGGUUUUAUGGGCCGUGAAGCAGUGUUUCUGUACAUAAAAGAAACCUCCGUUUUUGACUGUACAUAGUAGUUUGUUAAGAUGUGGAGCACAUUCUGAUGCUUUCCACGUACUGAAACAUUAUCAUACUUUCUUACUGAUAUGCUUAUGCAAAUAAAUAAAGACUUAAGAACUCUAA
This is a messenger RNA of Ctenopharyngodon idella (grass carp), 3134 nucleotides long. RefSeq names its product jade family PHD finger 3 (gene jade3). The transcript is spliced from 12 exons. Lineage: Eukaryota; Metazoa; Chordata; Actinopteri; Cypriniformes; Xenocyprididae. Gene Ontology annotation, cellular component: histone acetyltransferase complex. Bases 296 to 2692 code for a protein of 798 amino acids. Gene Ontology annotation, biological process: regulation of transcription by RNA polymerase II. The record is from RefSeq and is a predicted model, not a curated record.